AAGUUAUCUGUAAAUGAAAAUCGACACCAGGACUGAGGAGGGACAAUGAGCAGCUUCUUCUCUCCCAGUGUUUCCUCGACACAUGAAGGAGGAAAGUGUCUGUAAAGUGACCUGAAGAGACUUCAGCAGGUGAGGACUCUGCUAUGAGUCAGUGUGAGGACAGAGAGGAGGGAGCCCCUCCCUCUAAAACCACUCUGUGUGGGGACCAUGACAGCCAGACCAAAGCUCAGAGGAUGCAGCAGCAGAAACCUGGACCUGAACCCAGCUGUGUGUCCAUGAAGAGUGACUGGUCUAUGGAUCGUCCUAUUGACUUUAAAGUUGAACAAGGUGCUGCUGAUGUAAGGAUGCAGCAGCAGAAACCUGGACCUGAACCCAGCUGUGUGUCCAUGAAGAGUGACCAGUCUAUGGAUUGUCCUAUUGACUUUAAAGAUGGACAAGCUGUUGAUGAAAGUCUGCAGCAAAGACCUGAACCUGAACCUGAACCCAGCUGUGUGUCCAUGAAGAGUGACUGGUCUAUGGGUCGUCCUAUUGACUUUAAAGAUGGACAAGCUGUUGAUGAAAGAGAUCAACAGGAGAGUUCAGAGGGCCUCGAUGGUCAGUCUGCCCAGCUGCAUCAAACAGACCUGGACUCCAUCUUUAUGCUGCUGGAGGAGAACAUUGUCACCUUUGUGAAGAACGAGCUGAAGAAGAUCCAGAAGGUUCUGAAUCCAGAUUACCCAGAAUGCUUAGAGAGUCAAAAGAAGGCUGAGGAUGUGUUGGACGGUGAGGAUGAAGAGCAGAGAAGGAGCAGCAGAGAUGCAUUUCUGAAGAUUACACUGCACUUCCUGAGGAGAAUGGAGCAGGAGGAGCUGGCUGACUGUCUGCAGAACAGAAUUCGUGUUGCAGUGUGCCGCCCCAAAUUCAAGUCCAACCUGGAGAAGAAGUUUCAGUGUGUGUUUGAGGGGAUUGCUAAAGCAGGAAACCCAACCGUUCUGAAUAAGAUGUUCACAGAGAUCUACAUCACCGAUGGAGGAACUUUAAAGGUCAAUGAAGAACAUGAGGUCAGACAGAUUGAAAUAGCAUCCAGGAAACCAAACAGACCAGAAACAACAAUCAAACAAGAAGACAUCUUUAAAACCCCACCUGGAAGAGAUGAACCAAUCAGAACAGUGAUGACAAAGGGAGUGGCUGGCAUCGGGAAAACAGUCUUAACACAGAAGUUCACUCUGGACUGGGCUGAAGGCAAAGCCAACCAGGACAUCCAGUUCACAUUUCCAUUCACUUUCAGAGAGCUGAAUGUGCUGAAAGAGAGAAAGUACAGCUUGGUGGAACUUGUUGAUCACUUCUUCAGUGAAACCAAAGAAGCAGGAAUCUGCUGGUUUGAAGAGUUCCAGGUUGUGUUCAUCUUUGAUGGUCUGGAUGAGUGUCGACUUCCUCUGGACUUCCACAACACUGAGAUCCUGACUGAUGUUACAGAGUCCACCUCAGUGGGUGUGCUGCUGACAAACCUCAUCAGGGGUAAACUGCUUCCAUCUGCUCGCCUCUGGAUAACCACACGACCUGCAGCAGCCAAUCAGAUCCCUGCUGAGUGUGUUGACAUGGUGACAGAGAUCAGAGGAUUCACUGACCCACAGAAGGAGGAGUACUUCAGGAAGAGAUUCACAGAUGAGGAUCAGGCCAGCCAAAUCUACUCCUACAUUAGGAAAUCUCGAAGUCUCCACAUCAUGUGCCACAUCCCAGUCUUCUGCUGGAUCACUGCUAGAGUUCUGAGGAAGGUGUUGAAGACCAGAGGGGGAGGAGAGCUGCCCAAGACCCUGACUGAGAUGUACAUCCACUUCCUGGUGGUUCAGUCCAAACUGAAGAACGUCAAAUAUCAUGGAAAAUCUGAGAUAGAUCAACACUGGAGUCCAGAGACCAGGAAGAUGAUUGAGUCUCUGGGAAAACUGGCUUUUGAGCAGCUGCAGAAAGGCAACCUGAUCUUCUAUGAAUCAGACCUGACAGAGUGUGGCAUCGAUAUCAGAGAAGCCUCAGUGUACUCAGGAGUGUUCACACAGAUCUUUAAAGAGGAGAGUGGACUGUACCAGGACAAGGUGUUCUGCUUCGUCCAUCUGAGUGUUCAGGAGUUCCUAGCUGCUCUUCAUGUCCAUCUGACAUUCAUCAACUCUGGAGUCAAUCUGCUGUCAGAAGAACAAUCAACAUCCCAGAAGACUGAAACCAGAGAAGAUGGAUCUUCACAGAUCUACCAGAGUGCUGUGGACAAAGCCUUACAGAGUCCAAAUGGACACCUGGACUUGUUCCUCCGCUUCCUCUUGGGUCUUUCACUAGAGACCAAUCAGACUCUCCUACGAGGUCUGAUGACACAGUCAGUAAGUAGCUCACAGACCAAUCAGAAAACAGUCGAGUACAUCAAGACGAAGCUCAGUGAGGAUCUGUCUGCAGAGAGAAGCAUCAAUCUGUUCCACUGUCUGAAUGAACUGAAUGAUCGUUCUCUAGUGGAGGAGAUCCAACAGUCCCUGAGUUCAGGAAGUCUCCCCACAGACAAACUGUCUCCUUCUCAGUGGUCAGCUCUGGUCUUCAUCUUACUAUCAUCAGAAAAAGAUCUGUACAUGUUUGACCUCAAGAAAUACUCUGCUUCAGAGGAGGCUCUUCUGAGGCUGCUGCCAGUGGUCAAAGCCUCCAACAAAGCUCUGUUAAGUGCUUGUAACCUGUCAGAGAGAAGCUGUGAAGCUCUGUCCUCAGUUCUCAGCUCCCAGUCCUCUAGUCUGAGAGAGCUGGACCUGAGUAACAACGACCUGCAGGAUUCAGGAGUGAAUGUGAUGUCUCCUGGACUGAAGAGUCCACACUGCAGACUGGAAACUCUCAGUCUCUCAGGCUGUCUGAUCUCAGAGGAAGGCUGUACUUCUCUGGCCUCAGCUCUGAGCUCCAACCCCUCCCAUCUGAGAGAGCUGGACCUGAGCUACAAUCAUCCAGGAGACUCAGGAGUGAAGCUGCUGUCAGCUGGACUUAACGAUCCAAACUGGAGACUAGACAUUCUCAGGGUGGAUCAUGGUGGACCGCAGAGACUGAGACCUGGUUUGAGGAAGUAUGUCUGUGAACUGGAACUGGACACAAACACAGUACAGCGAAACCUCAAACUGUCUGACAACAACAGGAUGGUGACAGCUGUGGAGGAGGAUCAGUCAUAUCCUGAUCAUCCAGACAGAUUUGACACCUGCCGUCAGCUGCUGUGUAGAGAUGGUCUGACUGGUCGCUGUUACUGGGAGGUCGAGAGGAGAGGAGAGGUUAAUAUAUCAGUGAGUUACAGAGGAAUCAGGAGGAGAGGAGAGAUUGAUGACCUUGGAUUUGGAUGUAAUGAUCAGUCCUGGAGUCUGUUCUGCUCUGAUGAAGAUGGUUACUCUGUCUUUCACAAUAACAGAACAACAUCCAUCAUCUCCUCCUCUGUGUCUAACAGAGUAGCAGUGUAUGUGGACGUUCCUGCUGGCUCUCUGUCCUUCUACACAGUCUCCUCUGACUCACUGAUCCACCUCUACACCUUCGACACCACAUUCACUGAACCUCUUUAUCCUGGGUUUGGGGUCUGGUCUGAUUCCUCGAUGUCUCUGCUGCCAGUGGUCAAAUCCUCCAACAAAGCUCUGGUGGACCAUGGUGGACCGCAGAUUCGGAGACCUGGUCUGAGGAAGUAUGCCUGUGAACUGGAACUGGACACAAACACAUUAUACAGAGAGCUCAAACUGUCUGACAACAACAGAAAGGUGACACGUGUGAAGGAGGAUCAGUCAUAUCCUGAUCAUCCAGACAGAUUUCAGUUCUGGCCUCAGCUGCUGUGUAGAAAUGGUCUGACUGGUCGCUGUUACUGGGAGGUCGAGUGGAGAGGAGCGGUUGAUAUAUCAGUGAGUUACAGAGGAAUCAGGAGGAAAGGAGACAGUGAAGACUGUGUGUUUGGAGGGAAUGAUCAGUCCUGGAGUCUGCAGUGCUCUGAUGAAGAUGGUUACACUGUCUGGCAUAAUAACAGAGACACAUACAUCACUUCCUGCUCCUCUUCUGGUAGAGUAGGAGUGUAUGUGGACUGUCCUGCUGGCACUCUGUCUUUUUACAGAGUCUCCUCUGACUCACUCAUUCACCUCCACACCUUCAACACCACAUUCACUCAACCUCUUUAUCCUGGGUUUGGGGUCUGGUCUGAUUCCUCAGUGUCUCUGUGUCCUCUGCAGGACUGA
Messenger RNA from Sander lucioperca (pikeperch), 4196 nucleotides. RefSeq names its product NLR family CARD domain-containing protein 3-like. NCBI's taxonomy places the organism in Eukaryota, Metazoa, Chordata, Actinopteri, Perciformes, Percidae. Gene Ontology annotation, molecular function: protein binding. The record is from RefSeq and is a predicted model, not a curated record. The transcript is spliced from 14 exons. Bases 144 to 4196 code for a protein of 1350 amino acids.